AUGGUACUGGCUGAACUUGGGACUCAGCUGACAGCAGCUAUUAAGAAACUCCAAUCUGCAACAAUUGUUGAUGAGGCAACCAUUGAUAACUGUUUACGAGAAAUUGCAACAGCUCUUCUACAAGCUGAUGUAAACGUUAAAUUAGUAGCUCAACUUAGAAAUAAUAUUAAGAAAGCUAUAAGCUCUCAAGGAAAUCUGCAAGUUGCAAGUAAGCGUCGUUUAAUUCAGGCAUCUGUAGUAGAAGAGUUGGUAAAGAUACUUACUCCACAACGUAAGCCCUAUGUUCCAACUAAAGAUAAGUGCAAUAUAGUUGUCUUCGUUGGACUACAGGGCUCUGGCAAAACAACUACUUGUACAAAGUAUGCUCAUUAUUAUCAACGAAAAGGAUGGAAAACAGCUCUAGUUUGCGCCGAUACCUUUCGAGCCGGUGCCUUUGAUCAAUUGAAACAGAAUGCUACAAAAGCAAAAAUACCCUUUUAUGGAAGUUACACAGAGACUGAUCCUGUAAAAAUAGCUUCAGAUGGUGUAAAAGAAUUCAGGGAUGAUAAUUAUGACUUAAUUAUAGUUGAUACUUCAGGUAGACAUAAACAGGAGUCAUCCCUGUUUGUCGAAAUGCAACAGAUUGUUUUAUCUACAAAGCCUGAUAAUGUAGUUUUCGUUAUGGAUAGUCAUAUAGGACAAGCAUGUUAUGAUCAAGCCUUGGCAUUUUGUAGUGUUAUUGAUGUUGGUAGUGUUAUCAUCACGAAGCUGGAUGGUCAUGCAAAAGGGGGUGGAGCACUUUCAGCUGUAGCAGCAACUAGUGCUCCAAUCAUAUUUAUUGGUACAGGUGAGCAUUUCGAUGAUUUUGAACCAUUUGAAACUAGAGGUUUUGUUUCGAGACUACUUGGACUAGGAGAUAUAAGUGGUCUUUUUGCAAAGAUUAAUGAAGUAGUACCUAUUGAUAAACAACCUGAGAUGGUAAAUAGAAUUGUCCAAGGGAUUUUUACCUUAAGAGAUAUGUAUGAACAAUUUCAGAACAUGCUCAAUAUGGGGUCACCAAGCGCACUUUUGUCAAUGAUACCAGGUUUUGGUCCGAACUUUCUUGCAAAGGAAGAUGAGCAAGCAGGAAUUACAAGGUUAAGAAGAUUUAUGGUGAUAAUGGAUUCAAUGACAGAUGCUGAGCUAGACAAUACAGAAAGUAUGAUAUCAUCUAGGAUAACGCGUGUAGCUAUAGGUAGUGGAACUAAUGUCUGUGAAGUUCAGGAUCUACUUAACCAAUACAAGACAUUUGCGAAGAUGGUUGGACAAAUUGGGAAAAUGGGACUAGGAAAAAAAGGGGAUAUGGGUUCUUUGAAGAAUCCACUUCAUUUUAUGCAAAAAAUGCAACGUAUGAUUGAUCCUAGAAUGUUAAAGCAAUUAGGUGGUUCUAAUAGUAUGUUCAAUAUGAUGAAAGAAAUGGAAAAAAUGGAAAAUUCUCCAGACCUGCAGAAAUUGUUUAGAGGUAUUGGAAUGUAA
Cryptosporidium muris RN66 is the source of this 1494-nucleotide messenger RNA. Its product is annotated as signal recognition particle protein SRP54, putative. Bases 1 to 1494 code for a protein of 497 amino acids. Gene Ontology annotation, molecular function: ATP hydrolysis activity; GTPase activity; endoplasmic reticulum signal sequence receptor activity. Gene Ontology annotation, cellular component: signal recognition particle, endoplasmic reticulum targeting; cytosol. Lineage: Eukaryota; Apicomplexa; Conoidasida; Eucoccidiorida; Cryptosporidiidae. Gene Ontology annotation, biological process: SRP-dependent cotranslational protein targeting to membrane, translocation; SRP-dependent cotranslational protein targeting to membrane. The transcript has a single exon. The record is from RefSeq and is a predicted model, not a curated record.